AUGAAGUUCAAAACUGUCCGAGAAGGACAGCAGGCGGUUGUCUUCAAUCAUUAUGGUCAAGGAAAGUUGAUUGUGGGACCAGAACGAGUUUUUCUCUUUCAAGAACGUUUUAUUCCAUUGCGAACAUACACAGCAGGCAGAUAUGAAUACGUAAAAAUUCACAUGAACAAUGGAUCAGUUAUGCACAAACCAGGCCCUUGCCAAGUGUUUGGAAAUCCACUGGAGAGCAGUUCCUGCAGUGUAGAAUCAGCCCAGUGUAUUGAUGGCAACCAUCUCCUGGUGGUGUACAGAAGAUUAAAGGGUGGAGAAGCAGAAAGAAGAAUCAUUCAGGGACCUGCAGUUUUUGUGCCCGAUGCAGAAGACUGGUGUCAUGAGUUCAAAUGGCAUGGGACAGAUCCAGCCAACAAAACUCGAAUGAUUCCAGGACUCAACAAAUUUCAACAGCUUCCUACCAUCCCUGGUAACUUCUAUUAUAAUGUUAGAGAGGUUCGUACAAGUGACGAUACCAUGCUAACUGUCAAGGUCAUGCUUUUUUACAAAAUGGAAGAUGUGCUAAAAAUGCUCAGUACAACUCAUGAUCCAGUGGCUGAUCUUAUCAAUGCUCUAUGUGCAGAUGUGAUAUCUUUUGUUGGACCUCUCACGUACGAACAGUUUAUAGAAAAAACCAGCCACCUCAGUGACCUGGAUACAUUUCCUCAGCUGAAAGAGAGAGCAGCAAGAAUGGGGUUCAAAGUUGAAAAGGUCGUAUUUAGAGGUUACCAUGCCUCAGACCAACUGCAGGAAAUGCAAAACGUUGCCAUAGAGACUCGCACACAGCUUCGACUACAAAGAGAAAUUGAAGAUCAAGAGCAGAAACUUUCAUGUUUUAAGCUGGACAAAUUGCAGGAGAGGAGCUGUCUUGAACAAGCAAUGGAAAUCAAACGGCAAGCACACAGACAGAAAAUGUCAGAGUCACAGCACAAACAAAAACUGGAAAUGGAAGAUCUGAAGCUGAAACAACAACUGGAGCUCUCCAAUUUGGAAGCACAAGUAAAUUUAGAAAACAAAGAAUCAGAAUACCAGCAGAAGAUUAGCCAUCUAAGCCGACUCAGUGGAGUGAAGGUCGAUUUGACAAAAUACCUGACCUUGGAGUACGACCAGCCUGCACAGGAUGAGAUCAUUGUGACAACAGCCUGA
This is a messenger RNA of Candidula unifasciata, 1176 nucleotides long. NCBI's taxonomy places the organism in Eukaryota, Metazoa, Mollusca, Gastropoda, Stylommatophora, Geomitridae. The record is from the annotation of a GenBank genome assembly.